Molecule: messenger RNA, 1620 nt
Organism: Apiotrichum porosum
Lineage: Eukaryota; Fungi; Basidiomycota; Tremellomycetes; Trichosporonales; Trichosporonaceae
Exons: 7
Coding region: 1-1620 (539 amino acids)
Biological process (GO): proteolysis
Molecular function (GO): serine-type carboxypeptidase activity
Source: RefSeq, a predicted model, not a curated record
AUGGUCCCUGUCCAGCUCCUCCUAGCCUUACUCCUUCCAUUGACUGCAGUGGCCCAGUUCGCCGGCCUCCGCGCUCACACCCAGGAAGGACGUGAGGCCCGUUCCAACCACAAGAUCUACCAGGAAACUCGUCGCCAGUUGGAGGAGCAGUAUGACUUCAUGAAAAGGUGGCAGAACGACACCUACCGGUACAAGAGCGACAAGACUGAACCCUUCCUCGUCACGUCGCUCCCCUUUGUCGACUGGGACUUUGGAGAGCUGUACGCCGGCUUGAUCCCCAUCACAAACAACAACUCGGAAGCACUGUUCUUCAUCUUCGCUCCCAAGGUCGGCGAUCCCGUCGACGAGGUUACCAUCUGGCUCAAUGGUGGUCCCGGUUGCUCGAGCCAGGAAGGUUUCUGGCAGGAGAACGGUCCUAUCAUUUGGAGGGCUGCAACAUACCAGCCUGUGCCCAACCCGUACAGUUGGAACAAUCUCACUAACAUGCUCUAUGUGGAUCAGCCCAUUGGGACUGGCUUCUCCAUUGGCACAGUUACUGCGAAGAGCCAGGAAGACAUUGCCGACAACUUUGUUACCUGGUUCAAGAACUUCCAGGACACUUUCGGGAUCAAGAACAACAAGAUCCACAUCACGGGCGAGUCUUAUGCGGGACGCUAUGUGCCCUACAUCUCGGCCGCAAUGUUGAACCAAAACAACACCGAGAACUAUGACCUCCAGGGUGCGCUCGUGUACGACCCGUGUAUCGGCGAGUUCGCCUCCGGCCAGGCCAUGAACACGGUGCCACACAUACAGAAGUAUGCUGAGCUGUGGGGUUUCAACGACACCUACAUGAAUGAGCUUGCGCAGCAGCAGGAAGCUUGUGGCUGGAACGACUACAUCAACACCUACCUCACCUUCCCCCCGCCAGGCAACCAGCCGGAGAUGUACGUCAACUACAGCAACCCAGCCAACUGGUCGUGUGCUUUCGACCAGCUGGUCUUUUACGAGGUGUUCGACAUCAACGCCUGCUUCAAUCCAUAUUCUAUCAACGAUCGCUGCCCCAUCCCCUUCGACCCUCUUGGCAUGCCUGGUGACUUUGAGUACACCCCAGCGGGUGCGUUUGUGUACCCCAACCGUGACGACGUCAAGCAGGCGAUCCAUGCUCCGAUGAACGUCAACUGGAGCCUGUGUGGCGUUUCCCCGGCCGUGUUCGUCGGCGACGGCGGACCUCAGCAGGGCGAGAACGACGAGAGUGCCGACCCGAUCCAACACGUCCUCCCUCAGGUUAUUGAGGCCACCAACCGCGUCCUCGUCUCGAACGGUGACUUUGACUCGGUGAUUCUGACCAACACCACCCUCCUCGCCAUCCAGAACAUGACGUGGAACGGCCAGCUCGGUUUCCAGUCGGCCCCCAACGAGUCCUUUGUCGUCACCGAGGCAGACGUUCAGUGGACCACCGUGUUUGACGAGAGCGGCCUGAACGGCCUGAACGGUCCCCAGGGUGUGAUUGGCGUGCAGCACUAUGAGCGCGGUCUCAUGUGGGUCCAGACAUUCAUGGCUGGCCACAUGCAGCCCGAGUUCCAGCCGCGCGCUGCGUACAAGCAUCUCGAGUGGGUGCUCGGACGGAUCGACCAGUUUUAG